CUGGGUUCCGUCUUGUGCUGACAGUUAUUUGUUGUUUUAAUGUUCUGGGCAGUUAGUUCUCCUAUCUCAUUUGGGUCAGUUUCUUAACUCUCAACUAUGGGGCUGGAGCUGUACUUGGACCUGCUGUCCCCUGCUUGCAGAGUUGUUUACAUCUUCGCCAAGGCAAACAGAAUCCCGUUCGAGUACAAGGUGGUGGCACUUAUGAAAGGGGAACAACUUUCUGAGGACUUUGGAAAGGUGAACCCUUUAAAGAAAGUUCCGGCUUUGAAGGAUGGAGACUUCACCAUGUCUGAGAGUAUUGCAAUCCUGCAGUAUUUGGCUGAAAAGUACAAGCUGUCUGAUCACUGGUAUCCUGCCAACUUGGAAAAACGUGCUAAGAUCAACGAGUUCUUGUUAUGGCAUGUUAAUGUGGUCCGUCCUCUAAUGGUAAAGGAUUUCUGGUUCAAGGUUAUGGCUCCCACGCUUUUAGGAAGGACUGCUCCUGCAGAGAGGCUAGAGGCAGUUGCACAAGAGUUCAGUACAGUCCUGGACCAAUUUGAGAAAACAUUUCUGCAGGGCAAGACCUACAUCUCAGGAGAGGAGAUUUCAGUGGCUGAUGUGGUGUCAUUCUGUGAUCUCAUACAGAUGGGGGAUGUUCAUUUAUCGGUGUAUAAUAAUUCCAAUAUGUCCUUGACUACUCGUACUGGUCAAAAUAUUUUUGAGAAACGUCCAAAGAUGGCCGCCUGGCGUCAGAAUGUGGAAUCGCACAUAGGAUUGGAGUUGAUCAAUGAGGCACAGAAAGCAGCCCUAAGUGCUGGAAGCUAUUCCAAGGAUUCCAUGGACCCUAAAGGUGUAGAAUGGUUAACAGCCCGGGUCAAGUUGCUGCUUCCAUAAUGCCAGGGAGUGGGCGAAUUAACAUUUUGUUCAAACUUCUUCUCUUUUUUGUCUGACAAGCUUUUUUGUUAUUUCUUAGCUAAAUAAAUUCAUACAAAUCUUGUGUAACUAUUGGAAAAUGGAAAUUCAGGCAGUACCUAGAAAGAGUUUAUUAAUGAUCGUUAGUUUCAUAGGUUUUAAAAUGUUGCAGAUCAACCAUAGCAUUUAAUGACAGCCAUGUUUACCGUCUGGUGCAGUUGUAUGAUUAGACCCAAACACUUUAAAAUCGAAGUACAAGUAAUCUGAGUUUAAGUAGUAGUAAUUUUCACCAAACUGGUUAUAAACAUCAGUGAGAAAAGUCUGUUCUUAUGCCUGCUGUUUGACUGGACAAAAAAAUAAUGCAAGAAAGAAAAGAUUAAUAAUAGCUUGUGUUUACUUAAUAGCAAAUUCAGAUCAUAUCCAUUCUCAUAGAGCUAAGACCAUGUAUAAUGUAAUUUGUCACUUUGUUCGUAAUGCUUGCUAUAAACCAAAUAAUUCUAGCAAACAUAUUAGAAACCCGGUAUGUCCAAGAUGUACUCGUUUUCUUAAAAUGUUUGAUAAAAAUAAACAUAAUCUGCAUUAA
Molecule: messenger RNA, 1474 nt
Organism: Protopterus annectens (West African lungfish)
Lineage: Eukaryota; Metazoa; Chordata; Ceratodontiformes; Protopteridae
Product: glutathione S-transferase theta-1-like
Exons: 6
Coding region: 97-873 (258 amino acids)
Biological process (GO): glutathione metabolic process
Cellular component (GO): cytoplasm
Molecular function (GO): glutathione transferase activity
Source: RefSeq, a predicted model, not a curated record